Messenger RNA from Melitaea cinxia (Glanville fritillary), 2122 nucleotides. It is a transcript of the gene Atg4a, whose product is annotated as cysteine protease ATG4B. The transcript is spliced from 9 exons. Bases 192 to 1337 code for a protein of 381 amino acids. Lineage: Eukaryota; Metazoa; Arthropoda; Insecta; Lepidoptera; Nymphalidae. The record is from RefSeq and is a predicted model, not a curated record. Gene Ontology annotation, molecular function: protein-phosphatidylethanolamide deconjugating activity.
GUGGCGAAAAGUUACAAUGACAUGUUUGAUGUUUUGAUGUUUACAAAACAUAAUAAUAAAAACAGUAUCUACGCCGUGAUUCCUUUAUGAAUUUAACUUCUUUGUCACCUUUUUUGUUAAGUUAGAUAAUAUUCAUGUUCGUUUGUAAAUAUAUAUCAUAAUAAGAAAUUGUGGAAAAAUUAUGGUAAAGCAUGGAUGCCCUGUUUGAUCUUUCUUUCCUAAACUUUUCGUCUGAAGUAAGUGAUUUUGAACCAGAUGAUAUUCCCUCAACAACAUACGAUGUUUGGGUCUUAGGGAAGAAGUAUAAUGCAUUCCAAGAUAUUGACCGAAUAAGACGUGAUAUUAAUUCCAUCAUUUGGUGUACAUACAGAAAAGGAUUUGUUCCUAUAGGUGAUGAGGGAUUGACGUCAGACAAAGGGUGGGGUUGUAUGUUGCGAUGUGGGCAAAUGGUGCUUGGAGUAGCACUUACGAGAAUUCAUCUGUCUUCUGAUUGGGUGUGGACACCAGAAACAAGAGAUCCAACAUAUUUAAAAAUAGUUCAAAGAUUUGAAGACAGAAAGCUAGCACCAUAUUCAAUUCAUCAGGUGGCAUUGAUGGGUGCUUCUGAAGGGAAAGAAGUUGGUCAAUGGUUUGGACCCAACACUGUCGCACAAGUGAUCAAAAAGUUAGUUCAGCAUGAUAAAUGGAGUUCACUAAUCAUCCACGUUGCAUUAGACAAUACUGUGGUUACGAAAGACAUUUUACAACAAUGCACUGUCAAUAAUGAUAGAGGGGACUCAACAAGUAUUCCAGAUAACAGUAAUGUAUCAGAAUGGAUGCCACUUCUAUUAAUAGUUCCUCUAAGACUUGGAUUGAGCGAAAUUAAUCCUACUUAUAUCAAUGGGCUUAAGCUCUGCUUCCAAACUCCACAAUCAAUUGGUGUGAUCGGCGGUAAACCCAACCAAGCUUUGUAUCUUAUAGGGUAUGUUGGUGAGGAAGUUAUUUACUUAGAUCCGCACACUACUCAGAGAUCUGGAUUAAUUGAGGAUAAAACUACAGAUGAACAAAAGGAAAUGGAUUGUACAUAUCAUUGUAAAUACGCAUCAAGAAUACCAAUGCUUGAAAUGGAUCCUUCUGUUGCAGUGUGUUUCCUAUGUCUAACAAGGAGUGAUUUUGAUGAACUUUGUGAAACAAUCGAAAAGAAAUUGAUGCAAGAGAGCCAGCCACUGUUUGAGAUGUGUGAGAAUAGACCAGCUCAUUGGGGACCAAGUGAUUUUGAUGAAAAUAGCACAAUUUUCGAAUUUGAAGACGAUGACCGCCGGUUUGAUGAUUCAGAUGGUGAAUUUGAGAUUCUUUAAAGCAAUGAAGUAUAUUAAUCAAUGAGUACAUUACAAAUAGAUUCGUUUAAGUUUCUUAAGAUAAUUUUUUUGGUUGUUUGUAUAGGUAGAUAAUUAUUGUUUCACUUUUUUUAUCUCUAUUCUACUAUUGGGAAUGUAUUUUAUGUUGUAUAAACUUACUAUUUACUGGUCACGAAAAUAUGAAACACAUUAAAUUUGACUCACUGGUAAAAUGCAAUGUAAGUUGAAGCUGUUGUGCCUAAAAAUUUUAUUAAUAAAUAUAAAUAGUAUAUUUUAUAAGCAGUUCUAAUUUACAGUGCCUUUGAAAAGUAAAAAAUUAUAAAACCGCGUUGUAAAAUUAAGCUUCUAAAUUUUGAAUUUUAUUUAUCUUUGCUUUUAAUUUUAUUAUGAUCUACCGUCUCACUGCCAACUCUAGUCAUAGUGUAAAUAGGCGAGAAAAAAUUGUAUGUCUUUUUAUUAUACUGCGUUCGUAGUGCCGCUCAAAUGUUACCUGCUAUUUUCUACUAAAACAUAUACAUAUAAAUAUAUAUUUAGGACUGAAAAUUUCAAUUUUAGUCUGAUUUUCAGAUAACACUGGAUAUCUGCUUUCAGAUACUUCCUUUUUAAAUCAAUUUAACUAUAACUUUGAAGAAAUCAUUGUAUCUAUUCUUUGAUGGCUUACGCGGUAAUAAUACUAAACUAUUUGCAGUAAUUAUAUUAUUGUUAAUAUAUUUAUAAACGUUUUGACCAUUGAAAUUAAAGUGAUUUUCAUAAGUACCAAAAACUCCAAUUAAAUUUUAAUUAUU